Messenger RNA from Colletotrichum lupini, 4839 nucleotides. Its product is annotated as MIZ/SP-RING zinc finger. NCBI's taxonomy places the organism in Eukaryota, Fungi, Ascomycota, Sordariomycetes, Glomerellales, Glomerellaceae. The coding region runs from base 1 to 4839 and encodes 1612 amino acids. Gene Ontology annotation, molecular function: SUMO ligase activity; zinc ion binding. Gene Ontology annotation, biological process: protein sumoylation. The record is from RefSeq and is a predicted model, not a curated record. The transcript is spliced from 5 exons.
AUGGCGACUAGCCAAGUACCAAGCCGAAUUCAGACUAACGCAUCUCCACCUCACCAAUCGUCAGGGCCACCCCCGGUCACUACCAUCUCGGCUCCGGCCUUAGCCUGGCAAUUGGCAAACAUCUCCCCCGUCGUCCUAUCCCAAAGUGUUCCAGUGGGCUCUUCCAUUUACUCCAAUCUUCCAGCAUCCAUUUGGGCGGUCCUAUUCAUUAAUUCUGGCCGUUACCCCCAAACUUUGGUGCACGUCCCCUGCAAGAAUCGACUUUCUCCCAUCCAAUUUGUCCCAACCGGAACUUUCACCACCGUCGCCGAGGUUUUUCCCGUCCCGAAUACCAACCCAACUGAAGUAGAUCUCUUUUACACUGCUACCUUGUUUGAAUACACCCUCGAGUUUCACCGAUUGUCUUCCCAGCAGCGCGUCGCUGUCCACAGCCACCACUUGACGGGGUCGAGCUCGUUGCUUUGCUAUACAUAUCUACUCACUCGCCCUACCUUGACCUCGGUCACGACGAAACCCGCCGAUGAACUUCGCCCUACGAGAUAUAUGAGGCGCGCCUUCCCGAGACCUGCGCCGUCGCGUCUGCCGUUGUGUCGAAUAUUGCUGUUCGCCGAAACGGGACGAGACCUCAAAGUGCAAGAACGGUCGCUCUUUCCCCUAGGUAUCGACGCAGAACCUGCUUCCGACUUCGACUCUGACUUUUCCUCGUUAAUCAGAAUGGCCGACUCCAGUCUCGCUCAAGAUUCCCCUUCGCUCCCGCCGCGCUCCCGCCGCAAACCCCGUAAACGACCGCCCAAAAACAAAAUGUCACCUCACAGGGCCCAGCAAGAUAUAGCUGGAGGGCCCCUCUCAGGAGCGCAGGUCGCCCGCUCGAAUGAAACUGUCAACUUUCUGCUGGGAAAUCGUCGUCCAGCAUGGAUGACCUCGCAAAAUGAACCAGCAUCUCGCGGCCCCCAUACGAAUAAGGGACCGACGUCAAGAAAUCGCCAGGGUGUUUAUGGUGUCCCGAUAGUCCCAACCCAAGCGCCCCGGGAAGAGUCCUCGACAAACGCUUCGAAUCCCCCCUCUGUGCUAGGAACUGUCGUGCCGUCUGCUUUCCGACUUCGACCGAAUAAAAACCUACAAGACAAGUCGACGGCUGCGCUUGAAUCCAACCAACUCAUAACGUACUCCCCCUACCCUAUUUCAUCUUCUGGAAUCCCGCAGUCUUUCCCCUCGCCCACAACGCCACAACCGUCUCUAACGUUUUCCUUCGACAGUGAUUGCGCAGCCGCUCUUCCCUCUCCGGCACCAACUGACCAACCUAGUCCGCCCACAGUCACCUCAAACCAGACCUCGCAUCAAACCCGGGAGACUUGCCUUCAAAGUCCAGAGCUCGGGCUUGAUUUUGCAGCCAACAACUCAAACGCAACAACGGCUUGGACUGGCGAGGCCCGCGCCCAGGAAACACCAGCAAAUGUGUUUGCGCAAAAUUUCUCGGGAGCUGGCCCUGGAAGAGCUGUUCCAGAUCUGAGCAAUCCGACUCCUUUAUCAACAAAUCUUCAUACCACCUCAAGAUUCUCCCUCGUCGAAUCCAGUGAGCAUCCAGCGCUGUUGACACCCUCAGUUGCGCUUCCUGGAAACCCACCAAACUCGUUCUCGGUGUCACUCCCUCUGGUUCCCGGCUCUCAAGCCGCGCCUAGCCCUACGCUCAAUAUAUCAUCUCGACCAUCAUCCGGCCAGAAUCCUAGACCGCCAGCGGUUCCAAGUCCGCUUAUUGCUGGUCACCACACGCCACAGCCUCCUGGCGAAAGGCAAGAUGCCUAUUCCCAUGCAGUACAGCCCGCAGGAACUAGCCGGGACUCGCUAGAUAGCUUCCUUCAAGUCGUCAUGGCCAAGAACCUCGACAGCUACAUAUCCGAUCGCGGCGGCAUGGCCAAACUUCCAGAAGAUGGCACCACGGCACCCAGAGUACGGCUUCUCAAAGACGCCAUUGAGAAGUCUGAUUACUUCUACAUAGUCCUUCACCAAAUCCUUUGUUUAUGGACGCUUGACACAAAAGCCGCACAGGACCUCCUUGGUCUUCCUCCUGACGUGACGGACAGCGCACUCGGCAUUGUACAAAAUGUCCUUCGGAAGAACGAAAAUAUGGGCCAGGACACGAUUUUCUUCUUCGCAAACUUUCCAGCUAGUAGUGCCUCUGGACUUUGGCAUACUGAAGCCUACCGCAACCACACUGGGGACAUUUCCAGAUUCCUAAACAAUCUCCACGAACAGUGGAAUAGGAUUUUGGUUCCUGCCAUGCGACCUCACUCAGGUCGAGGCUAUCCUAUCUUGGCAGACGAACUGCGCUAUCAGCUCAAACUUCGGUCUCCGAUUCUAGAGACUAUUUUCUUCACCGUCACUAGGAGACAUACUGGUGUCCCAGACGGGCUCAUCGCCGAUCAGAUGACUGCGCUAUUCCGACAAGAUUCUCAGAACGACCAAACACAGAUGUCCGAACAGGAGCAAAGGGUGUUCCAACACUCGCUAAUAUCGCGAUACAAGAUCUUGGUCAGUCAAAGUCAACAGCAGCAGCAACAACAACGGCAGCAACAACAACGGCAGCAACAACAUCAAAAACGGCGAGUAGCACAUCAGCAGCAGCAACACCCUCAGCGGCAGCAGCACCCUCAGCAGCAGCAGCACCCUCAGCAGCCCCCUCAACAACAGCACCAUCAGCAACAGCCGCAUCAACACCAGCAAGCUCACCUUCAACAGCAACAGGACUACGCCGUAGCAGCCGCCAUAGCACAGCAGCAAACCGCAAUCGGCAAUCUUACUAGGAUGUCUACCAACUUCUCCCCAGCACAAGCCAAUGCGCCAACACCGAUACAAAAUUCUCCAACUCAAGGGUUUGACGUGUUUCCAUCCCCAACGGCUGAAAAUAUGGCCGGGAUGCCAAAUUCCUUUAACCAACGCGCCGGACCAGUACCGUCACAGUUGAGGCUGCUCAGUCAACCCCUGACGAACCAGCCCCUGACCCCAACAGGCUCGCCUCACUACCCCAGCAUGCAGUUGCCACAUGUGGCACAUACUCCAGGGCAGAUAUCUCCAGUUCUCCGAGCACCUCCAGGGGGGCUAUCAAUGUCUAUGCCAGGCCUGACAUCGCCUACACAGGCUGUCACCCCUAGAGCCCCCUCACUUCAUCCGCCUGGGGUGUUUCAUGAUCCCGCACAUUAUCAGGCUCAACCCCAUAAUCUAGGUUAUCAGCUCCUCCAGCAAGCUCGCGAUGCGGAACAAAGGCGUGCCAGGUCUCGGCAACUGGAUACUGCCCAGGGCCAAACCCAGGCUAUGACGCAGCUGCAAGCUACGAACGUGGCCCCCCCUAGAAUUCAACUCCAUCACCACCACCAUCACUCCUCUCCGCGGCCCCAAGGAAUACAGCAGGGGCCGUCACGUGGAGCGGCUGUGCGGACACCAGUAAUGCAGCAGCAGUCUUCGCCUCAAAGUGUCGUUUCUAUUUCGCAUGCGAGCCCAAGAGGGUUGGGAAUCACUCAGGGAGCCCCGAGUACGCAACCAACGAGGCCUCCUUCGGCUAGCUCUAGGCCCACUCGUGACGCAGCAGGACGGCUCAUAGGCAACCUUUUCCGACCACCCAACGUGUCGAUUCCGCUAGAUCGUAUACCUCAUACACCUUGGGAACCAAAGGCUGUGGGAAUCGCACUUCACCAAGUCCAACUUCGGAGUCCGAGAAGAGUGCCACGAGAGUUACCCAGUGCGGGAGACCAGUCAAAACCAGUGAGGUUUUAUCAGUCCAUCAAAGAGCUUGCUCUAGGUCCGAUCGCAACACCAGCCAAGAACUGCGUGCACCGCCUCGCCUUUGUGGUGCCCGACGAGCACUGCAACAAGCUCUGCCCAAUGAGCAAUUUGGUUGGCGACUGUGUUCCAGUCUCGGAGUACUUUGAGGGGUCUCUUCGAUACCGUCUUCGUCUCUGCGAGUCCCCAGUCAACCCGGCCGAACCGGCAACCAUCUCAGAAUCUGUCUGGGCAGUAGCGCAAUCCUACUGGCCUGAACAUAUUGCUAUCAUGGUCAAUGACAAUGUCGUUGCGGUCCGUCGAAAGCAGCAUAAUGGGCAGCACCUGCCUGUGGAACUCACUCCAUACAUACUGGCUGGCACAAAUUCAAUAUCUGUCAGCAUCAGCCCCAUGCCCGCGGCUCAAAAGCCAAACAUGAUGUACUUUAUGGCUGUUGAGGUGGUUGAGACGCUGAGUCAUGACAGCAUUGUCAAUAUGGUUUUGAGCCAGGGCACAAUCUCGGCGGACACGACAAAGCAAGUUAUCCAGAGCCGCCUGGAACCAGUGUCUUCUGAUGGGGACGAUGAGCUGGUUGUGGUUGAUAGCGAUCUCAGCAUUGAUUUGGCCGACCCUUUUAGCGCCACGAUAUUCCAGAUUCCAGCACGCGGUGUUAGCUGCACGCACAUGGAGUGCUUUGAUCUGAUCAACUGGCUACAAACCCGACCGGCCAAGCCCAGGUGUACCGCGCACGGGGCUGGCGAUGCAUGCCGCGUCUGCAAUCGCGGCAUCGAAGGGAGACCUGAGCCUUCUUUGGUUGACAAGUGGAAGUGCCCUCUUUGCGACGGGGAUGCUCGCCCGUAUAGUCUUCGAGUUGAUAAGUUUAUGGAAGACGUUCGCAAGAGCCUCGAGGCUGAGGGCAAACUUAAUACGAAGACCAUUUAUGUUAGGGCUGACGGAACGUGGAAAGCCAAGGAAGAGGAGGCUGAUGACGACGAGGAAGAUGAUGCAGAAAACGGGCAGCCGCCAGCCAAACGGGCCAAGACACGGCCGUCGAUACCGGAGCCAGAGAUCAUUGAGCUAGACUGA